Messenger RNA from Triticum turgidum subsp. durum (durum wheat), 2622 nucleotides. Lineage: Eukaryota; Viridiplantae; Streptophyta; Magnoliopsida; Poales; Poaceae. The record is from the annotation of a GenBank genome assembly.
AUGGAGAGGCAGCCCGGGAACGGCAAUGCCAAUGCCGGGCCACCGCCGGAGGAGCACAAGGGCGCGGACGGCAAGAGCGGGAGCCGGCGGAGCACGCGGUUCAAGGAGGAGAACGAGUACGUGGAGGUCACGCUCGACGUCGGGGCCGACGACGCGGUGGCCGUCCAGGGCGUCAGGGCCGCCGGCGAGACGCCCGACGCGGCGCUGCUGCCCCGGAGCGGCGGCCUGUCCUCGAGGCUCAAGGCCGAGCUGAGGCGCAUCGCGUCGGCGAAGCGGGGCGGCGACAACGCGCCGGCGAGCCAGCGCCGGCUGGACCGGAGCAUGACCGGCGCCGCGCGCGCGCUCAGGGGCCUCCACUUCCUCAACCAGAGCGUCGUCACGCGGGGCAGCUGGCCCGAGGCGGAGAAGCGGUUCGACCGCCUCGCCGUCGACGGCCUGCUCCUCCGCUCACGCUUCGGCCAGUGCAUUGGAAUGGUUGGGUCGGAGGAGUUCGCGGCGCAGAUGUUCGACGCGCUUGCACGGCGAAGGGGGAUCGUUGCUCAGGUGCUGACCAAGGAUGAGCUCCGUGAGUUCUGGGAGCAGCUAUCAGAUCCAGGCUUUGAUGCCAAGCUCCAGACUUUCUUCGACAUGGUUGACAAGAAUGCAGAUGGUCGGAUCACUGAAGAGGAGCUCAAAGAGGUCCUCACUCUGACGGCCUCCGCGAACAAGCUCACCAAGAUCCUGGAGCGCGUCGACGAGUACACGGCAUUGAUCAUGGAGGAGCUUGACCCGGACCAGCUCGGCUACAUCGAGCUUGCGACACUGGAGUCCCUGCUGCUGCUGCCCCCUUCGCAGGCGCCGACGAGCCUGGUGGCGCACAGCUCCAACAUCAGCCAGCUGAUCAGCCAGAGGCUGGUGCCGGCGCCGGACGCGAACCCGCUCCGGCGGGGCUUGACGGCGGCGCGCUACUUCCUGGAGGACAACUGGAAGCGCGUGUGGGUGAUGGCGCUGUGGCUGUCCAUCAACGCCGGCCUCUUCGCCUGGAAGUUCUACGCGUACCGCCGCCACCCGACGUUCGACGUGAUGGGCUACUGCGUGUGCGUGGCCAAGGGCGGCGCCGAGACCACCAAGUUCAACAUGGCCCUCAUCCUCCUCCCCGUGUGCCGCAACACCAUCACCUGGCUCCGCUCCCGGACCAGGCUGGGCGCCGCCGUGCCCUUCAACGACAACAUCAACUUCCACAAGGUGGUGGCCGGGGGCGUGGCCGUCGGCGUGGCGCUGCACGGGGUGACCCACCUCACGUGCGACUUCCCGCGCCUGCUCCGCGCCAGCGACGAGGCGUACGAGCCGAUGAAGCGCUACUUCGGGCAGGCGAGGGUCCCGGACUACUGGUGGUUCGUGCGGGGCGUGGAGGGCGUCACCGGCGUCAUCAUGGUGGUGCUCAUGGCCGUCGCAUACACGCUGGCGCACCCGCGGUUCCGCCGGAGCAAGCUCGGCGAGGGGAACCCGCUCAAGAGGCUCAGCGGGUUCAACAUGUUCUGGUAUUCCCACCACCUCUUCGUCGUCGUCUACGUCGCCCUGGUCGUCCACGGCGUCUGCCUCUACAUCAACCGGACAUGGUACAAGCAGACGACAUGGAUGUACCUUGCCGUCCCCGUGUUGCUGUACGCCGGCGAGCGGCUUCUUCGGGCGCUGAGGUCGCACGGACUCACCACCGUGAGGAUCGAGAAGGUGGCGGUGUAUCCUGGGAAUGUGAUAGCCAUCCACAUGAGUAAGCCCCACGGCUUCAGGUACAGGAGCGGCCAGUACAUCUACGUCAACUGCGGCGAGGUCUCGCCGUUCGAGUGGCACCCCUUCACCAUCACCUCGGCUCCCGGCGACGACUACCUCAGCAUGCACAUCCGGUGCCGGGGCGACUGGACGAGCAGAUUCAGGGCCAUUUUCUCCCAGAUAUGCAGGCCACCGUCGGCAGGGCAGAGCGGCCUCCUGAGAGCCGACUUCACGUCCAUGGUGGAGCACAACGCCAACGCCAAGUUCCCGCGGCUGCUGAUCGACGGGCCCUACGGCGCGCCGGCGCAGGACUACCGCAAGUACGACGUGCUCCUCCUCAUAGGCCUCGGCAUCGGCGCCACGCCGCUCAUCAGCAUCGUCAAGGACGUGCUCAACAACGUCCACCGGCAGGGGCAGGGGCAGGGGCAGGAGGGCGAGGAGGGGUUCAUGACGAAGCGGGUCUACUUCUACUGGUGCACGCGGGAGGAAGGCUCCUUCGAGUGGUUCCGCGGCGUGAUGAACGAGGUGGCGGAGCGCGACGCCGCCGGCGAGGAGUCCGUGGUGGAGCUGCACAACCACUGCACCAGCGUGUACGAGGAAGGCGACGCGCGGUCGGCCAUGGUGGUGAUGCUGCAGGCGCUCCACCACGCCAAGAGCGGCGUGGACGUGGUGUCCGGGACCCGCGUCCGCACCCACUUCGCCAGGCCCUGCUGGCGAGACGUCUUCAAGCGCGUCGCCUGCGACCACCAGGGGCAGCGCGUCGGGGUCUUCUACUGCGGCGACCAGAAGCUCACGCCGGAGCUCAGGCGGCUGUCGCACGACUUCUCGCACCGGACCACCACCAAGUUCGUCUUCCACAAGGAGAACUUCUGA